This is a messenger RNA of Aspergillus niger, 933 nucleotides long. RefSeq lists its product as uncharacterized. The record is from RefSeq and is a predicted model, not a curated record. Gene Ontology annotation, cellular component: heterotrimeric G-protein complex. Lineage: Eukaryota; Fungi; Ascomycota; Eurotiomycetes; Eurotiales; Aspergillaceae. Gene Ontology annotation, biological process: G protein-coupled receptor signaling pathway. Gene Ontology annotation, molecular function: GTPase activity; guanyl nucleotide binding; G-protein beta/gamma-subunit complex binding. The transcript is spliced from 5 exons. The annotation marks the transcript as partial.
AUGUGUAAGACUACAUUAACACAAUGUACAGGUAGCAAUGAGUCUGGAAGAUUGACUACAAUAGCCCAGAUGCGCCUCAUUUACUCUGAUGUCAUUGGCAAGUGAUGAGCGUCUCCAGACACGGACAGUUAUGUUGAGAAGUCUAACUACUGCUUGGCAGUAUUUACCAGAGAGCAGUGCGAGAGAUAAUGUUGUUUUCGAUACGGAGCCUGCAAAGAUAUACAGCCCCUUCAAUGCAUCACCAGAUACAGCUACUAUCCGCGUGUUCAAGCGGCUAUUACACCUAAUACUGAAAUUCCUAACAAAGACCAAUUUCUUUAGUGACUUCUGUAACUCCCCCGACAGACUAGCCAUGCCUAAGUGGCUUUCUACCAACCAGGACCUCCUCCACGCAAAGCUCACCAGAGCAAUGCCGACAGAACUCUCUGAAUACUUCUUCACUAUAGGUCCAAUAACAUGGACAGUAAUCCAGCUGAGCGGACAACAUAGCGAAAGAAGGAAAUGGAUACACUCUCUAGAACAAGUCCAUUAUGGGAUAUCUGUAGUAGCGCUUUCCAAUUCCCAUAAAUAUUUGAUCGAAAACCAAGACACUAACAGUGCCCACGAAGACAUGCUCCUAUUCGACUCAACUAUCAACAAUCCAUGGUUCUCACAGAAGCCUAUCAUUCUUUUUAUUACUAAUAUAAAAUUGAUAUAUUCGAGAAAAAGCUGCCUAUAUCACCGCUUUCAUCAAUGCACUUCACUGAAUAUGAUAGUUUGGAUACAGACUUAACCGCUGCUACGAGCUUCUUCGAUCAGCGGUACCGCAGAUUUGACAGGACGCUGGGGCGUCGGAUUGAUACGGAGUAUACAUAUGCCACAGAUACAAUGUCAAUGCGGGCGACGUUGGAGUUUGCUCAUGAUAUUAUGUUUCAAAAGGAGCUCAGCGAUUAG